This is a messenger RNA of Ictalurus punctatus (channel catfish), 2496 nucleotides long. It is a transcript of the gene ppp3ca, whose product is annotated as protein phosphatase 3, catalytic subunit, alpha isozyme. Lineage: Eukaryota; Metazoa; Chordata; Actinopteri; Siluriformes; Ictaluridae. Gene Ontology annotation, cellular component: cytoplasm; cytosol; calcineurin complex. Gene Ontology annotation, biological process: calcineurin-NFAT signaling cascade. The record is from RefSeq and is a predicted model, not a curated record. The transcript has 14 exons. Bases 299 to 1861 code for a protein of 520 amino acids. Gene Ontology annotation, molecular function: calmodulin binding; calmodulin-dependent protein phosphatase activity.
CCCUCCCCAUCCACUCCCUCCAUCCUCCCCCACAUCACGGCAGCAGCAGCAGCACCAGCAGCAUCCUCAGCUCAGCCUCAGCAGCAGCAUCCACCCUUUUGUAGUUUAGCGCGACUCUUUAGCUGGAUAGUGGCGUAGUCCUGUCCAGCGGCGUUGCUGAGAGCCGGACAGAGUGUCCAAGGUGAUGCCACUGCAGCACCCGCAUCUCGCCACCGCGCCAGCACACCAAGCCUAAAGCCGCUUCCUCUGCGAGGAGGGACAAUAACCGUUCACCCGGAGACAUCAGCCGCACAGGAAGAUGUCUAACGCCGACAUGGUCCUCAACGCCACCGAUCGGGUAGUGAAAUCCGUGCCCUUCCCUCUAAGCCACCGCCUCACCAUGAAGGAGGUGUUCGACUGUGAGGGUAAGCCCCGGGUGGACCUUCUCAAAGCCCACCUAACCAAAGAGGGCCGAGUUGAAGAAGCCGUGGCCCUGCGCGUCAUCAAUGAGGGCGCUGCUAUCUUACGCCAGGAGAAGACCAUGCUGGACAUCGAGGCACCUGUCACAGUGUGUGGGGACAUCCAUGGGCAGUUCUUUGACCUGAUGAAGCUAUUUGAAGUAGGGGGCUCGCCUGCUACAACGCGAUACCUCUUCCUUGGAGACUACGUGGACCGGGGUUAUUUCAGUAUCGAGUGUGUUUUGUACCUUUGGUCGCUGAAAAUCCUCUACCCAAAGACGUUAUUUUUACUGCGAGGAAAUCAUGAAUGUAGACAUUUGACAGAAUAUUUCACCUUCAAACAAGAAUGUAAAAUCAAGUAUUCAGAGCAGGUGUAUGACUCCUGUAUGGAUGCAUUUGACUGCCUUCCCCUGGCUGCUCUCAUGAACCAGCAGUUCCUGUGUGUUCACGGUGGCCUGUCCCCAGAAAUACACACUUUAGAUGACAUAAAGAAGUUGGAUCGGUUUAAGGAGCCCCCAGCAUUCGGACCCAUGUGCGAUCUCCUGUGGUCAGACCCCCUGGAGGACUUUGGCAACGAGAAGAGCCAGGAGUACUUCAGCCAUAACACAGUCAGAGGCUGUUCCUACUUCUACAGUUAUCCAGCGGUAUGUGAGUUCCUACAGAAUAAUAAUUUGCUAUCAGUCAUCCGAGCACAUGAAGCACAAGAUGCAGGAUACCGGAUGUACAGGAAGAGUCAGACCACUGGCUUCCCGUCACUAAUCACCAUCUUUUCUGCACCAAACUACCUUGAUGUUUACAACAACAAAGCGGCUGUCCUGAAGUAUGAGAACAACGUGAUGAACAUUCGACAGUUUAACUGCUCCCCCCACCCCUACUGGCUGCCAAACUUCAUGGACGUCUUCACCUGGUCUCUGCCCUUCGUGGGAGAGAAAGUCACAGAGAUGCUGGUGAAUGUGUUGAGCAUCUGCUCCGAUGAUGAACUAAUGAAUGAUGGAGAUGAGAUCUUUGAUGCCAACGCAGCAGCUGCGCGGAAAGAGGUGAUUAAGAACAAGAUUCGUGCCAUCGGCAAGAUGGCCAAGAUGUUCUCUGUGCUCAGAGAGGAGAGCGAGAACGUGCUGACGCUGAAGGGGCUGACCCCGACUGGCAUGCUGCCCAGUGGUGUGUUGUCCGGGGGCAAGCAAACACUGCAGAGCGCCACCAUUGAAGCCAUCGAAGCCAUCGAGACAGAAGCAAAGGACGGAGAAGCCAUCCGCGGCUUUUCUCCACAGCACAAGAUCAGCAGCUUCGAGGAGGCUAAAGGUCUAGACCGCAUCAACGAGCGCAUGCCUCCCCGUAAGGACGGCGUUAACCACGUUGGUCACUCCAUGGGCAAAAUGAACAUGUCUGAGGCCAAUGGUACUGACGACAACAGCAACAUUCAGUGAUGCAUCAGCCCCCUGCAGUGACCGCAUGCCCAAACCUGUGCCACUGUUGGCAGGAUAUCACCAAAACCUGAAAAUUUAAAGCCUCCUGAUACCAACCAAACUCAAACGACAUAACUAUACGUAUGCAUCCACUACUGCUAUGUCAAAUUAGGGAAGCAAACUAUCCAAUUUCAAAUCUGUCAUGGAUGUGGGUGGAAGGCGGUCACUCUUUUCCGCUGCCAGUUUACCAUAUGCGGGUUUCUUGCUGUUUCGGGCGAGUUCUGCCGCUUUUUGGGUGUGACGAACAGGGUAGGGGGUGGGAUUUGCUCGGGAGGGGGGAGUAAUGUCAGUCAAGGGCUGAAAGUGUCUUUAUCAAUUCCUUUCUGACUCCAUCCAUUCACCAAGUGGGCGGGGACUAGGGAUUUAGAACUCUCUCUUUAGCCUGAUCCAUCGCAGCUCAUCGGUGAGGGUGACCAGUCAGUACCAAUGCCACGCACACAUUUGAAUAUUUUGAUUGAUGAGUUUUCUUCAUGAGCCCAUCUCGUAAUGAAAUGAUCGCACUGUUUGACAUGUUUUGCUACUAGUAUUAAUGAAUAUGAAAUUUGAAAUGACUCAAAAAUGAAACAUUUCUAAGAAAGGACAUUUAAAAAGAAAAA